Messenger RNA from Physcomitrium patens, 1903 nucleotides. RefSeq names its product protein pleiotropic regulatory locus 1. The record is from RefSeq and is a predicted model, not a curated record. Gene Ontology annotation, biological process: mRNA splicing, via spliceosome. Gene Ontology annotation, molecular function: protein binding. Lineage: Eukaryota; Viridiplantae; Streptophyta; Bryopsida; Funariales; Funariaceae. Gene Ontology annotation, cellular component: catalytic step 2 spliceosome; Prp19 complex; precatalytic spliceosome.
AACAGUGUGAAAGUUUUAUCAGUGAGGGUUGGGAGUUUUCGCGCUUGGGUGGUAGCGUUCAUGCGCGGGGACGUCUUCUAUGAUUAGGGUUUUCUCAUCCUUUGGUUUGUUGCCGAGAGUGCAGCAAGUCUCGUUUCGAUGCUGACCACAGGAGGAGGCGGCACUGCGGUGUUGGAGCCUGUGCAGCCUGUGCAGUCCGUGGAGCCUGUAGAGCCUCAGUCGCUGAAGAAGCUUUCUCUCAAGUCUCUAAAGCGGGCUUUGGAUAUCUUCGCUCCCGUCCAUGGCGACCGCAUUUCUGCAGUACCCGAGGGGAGCAAAAUUCGCGUCACCUGCAAGGUGAAUGACGAGUAUGUAGUUGUCAAGGACAUGCCGGUGCCUAGCACGAGGGAGGGUGGUGGUGCAAAGCUUGGAGAUAAUGGCCUUCAAAGCUUGCGAGUCCCUGCGCCAGAACAACCUGGUACAAAUGCAGGAUCAGCAUCGGGAAAAGUGGGCGGCAAGCAACUUGCGUUGGUGCCUGCUCGAGUCCAACCUCCAGCUGCAGCUCCAAUUGUUGGAGCCGCUCCUGCAGUCCCUGCAGUGGAUCGCACUUCUACUGCAAUUACAGCGGCUGAUCGGUAUCAACCAAGUGCUGCAGUAAUGAAGAGGCUCCCAAGUAAAUGGCCAAAGCCUGUCUGGCAUCCACCUUGGGUAAACUACAGGGUCAUCAGUGGGCAUUUAGGGUGGGUGCGAUCAAUAGCAUUUGAUCCUGGAAACGAGUGGUUUUGUACUGGCUCAGCUGAUAGAACCAUCAAGAUUUGGGACAGUGGAACUGGACAGCUCAAGCUGACUUUAACUGGUCACAUUGAGCAAGUUCGAGGUCUCGCAGUGAGUGCUCGACAUCCUUACAUGUUUUCAGCUGGUGAUGAUAAGCAAGUCAAAUGCUGGGAUCUUGAGUACAACAAGGUUAUACGUUCAUAUCAUGGACACUUGAGUGGAGUUUACUGUUUAGCGCUUCAUCCUACACUUGAUAUUCUUAUGACUGGUGGUCGAGACUCAGUGUGUCGGGUAUGGGAUAUGAGAACCAAGGCUCAGGUGUUUGCGCUAUCAGGACAUGAGAAUACGGUCUGUUCUGUGAUUACACAGGCCACUGACCCACAAGUUGUAACAGGAUCACAUGAUACCACAAUCAAGCUGUGGGAUCUUGCUGCGGGUAAAACUAUGUCGACUUUAACAUUUCACAAGAAGUCUGUGAGAGCAUUGGCGAUGCAUCCUUUUGAACACACCUUCACCUCAGCUUCAGCAGACAACAUAAAGAAGUUUCGGCUGCCCAAGGGAGAGUUUUUACAUAACAUGCUAUCUCAGCAGCGCACAAUCGUUAAUUGCAUGUCUAUCAACGAGGACAAUGUUAUGGUGUCAGCAGGUGAUAAUGGAAGUAUGUGGUUUUGGGACUACAAGAGUGGGCACAAUUUUCAGCAAGCGCAGACAAUUGUGCAGCCUGGGUCUUUGGAUAGCGAGGCUGGAAUCUAUGCUCUUUCAUUUGAUCAGACAGGCUCUCGGUUGAUCACCUGUGAAGCGGAUAAGACCAUCAAAUUUUGGAAGGAAGAUGAGUCAGCCACCCCAGAAACACACCCUAUCCACUUUAGACCGCCGAAGGAAAUGCGUCGGUUCUGAUAGUGCUUCACGAAACUUCCUUGUGAGAAUCAGGGGGUAUUCGUGCGUGGUUAUCUAUUGUUUAAUUGGUCACUGAUCAAUUUUGUGAGGAGGUUGGGACAUUUUCCUCUCAUUUUGUUUUAUCCAAAUGCUUGUGGCAUUGUGUACAUUAGAAAUAUUUUCACACAAGCUUGGUUUACACUCCACUGCCGAUGUAGUUGAAAUCAUUUCACCAUGAGCAAGCAAUUCAUGUCAUGCACAUCUGUUCAUUCAA